AUGUUGCAUCCGAAACUGGGUCGCGUGUUGAACGUGGUCUACUGCCAUGCCGUUGUCUUCGGCCUAGUGAGCACCACCUUAAGGAUACGCUCCCACAGGAAAUGCAUACGCUUGGAGAAGCUAUCGCGAACUUACACAUUCUACAGCUUCUUUGUAGGCAUAUUCCUGUUUCUCAACUUGUACUACGUGGUGCCCCGGAUCGUGCAAGAUAGCUACAUGAAGUCCAGCAUAGUGCUGCAGUGGAGCUUCUUUGCGAUGCUCCUUCUUCGCGUCGUAGCCAUCGUCGGCUGCUAUGGAACCCUGUGGCUGGAGCGCCACCAAAUCAUUCGGCUCUAUAAGAACUCGCUGACUUAUUGGAAGAGAUUUGGACACAUAAUGAAGGCCUUAGUGGACAGGAAAGAGCUGCUCGACCUGCAAGCAAGCCUGGCCAGAAUAAUGGUCCGGAAAAUAGCAUUGCUCUAUGCCGCCUUUCUGUGCUCCACGGUGUUGCAGUACCAGUUGCUCAGUGUGAUCAACAAACAGAGUUUACUGGCUCUCAGUGCGCGGCUCACGCACUUUCUGCACUUGUUGUCCGUGAAAAUGGCUUUCUACGGCAUACUUGUUCUACUGCAUCAUCAGUUUUUGGUAAUCCAUCUGGCCAUAAACGCCCUUCAUGGCAGGAAGGCCCAAAAGAAGUGGAAAUCCUUACGCUCCGUAGCCUCUAUGCAUCUGCAAACCCUUCGAUUGGCCAGAAGGAUCUUUGGCCUGUAUGAUGUCAUUAACGCCACGAUGUUUAUCAACAUAUUUAUGUCCGCUAUUAAUAUCCUUUAUCACGCCGUCCAGUACAGCAAUAGCACCAUCAAGUCGGAUGGUUGGGGCAUCUUGUUUGGCAACGGAUUAAUCGUGUUCAACUUCUGGGGAACCCUGAUGCUAAUGGAAAUGCUGGAUAAUGUGUUAACCUCCUGCAAUAAUACUGGCCAGCAACUGAGGCAAUUUAGCGAUCUACCCAAAGUGGGCUCAAGGAUGCAAAAGGAGUUGGAUGUUUUUGCCAUGCAGCUGAGGCGGAACCGCUUGUUCUACAAAAUAGGCGGAAUCGUGGAGCUGGACAAACCAGCUUGCCUUAGUUAUAUUGGCUCCAUUCUGAGCAACGUCGUUAUCCUUAUGCAGUUCGAUUUGAGACGCCAAAGAAUACCAAACAAUGAUCACCAAUACUUUACCCAUUUUUUCAACAAAACAGAAAUGUAG
Molecule: messenger RNA, 1224 nt
Organism: Drosophila santomea
Lineage: Eukaryota; Metazoa; Arthropoda; Insecta; Diptera; Drosophilidae
Gene: Gr58b
Product: putative gustatory receptor 58b
Exons: 2
Coding region: 1-1224 (407 amino acids)
Biological process (GO): sensory perception of taste
Cellular component (GO): membrane
Source: RefSeq, a predicted model, not a curated record